Odobenus rosmarus divergens (Pacific walrus) is the source of this 3663-nucleotide messenger RNA. RefSeq names its product inverted formin, FH2 and WH2 domain containing (gene INF2). The record is from RefSeq and is a predicted model, not a curated record. The coding region runs from base 43 to 3663 and encodes 1206 amino acids. Gene Ontology annotation, biological process: actin cytoskeleton organization. Gene Ontology annotation, molecular function: small GTPase binding; actin binding. Lineage: Eukaryota; Metazoa; Chordata; Mammalia; Carnivora; Odobenidae. The transcript has 22 exons.
CGACCCGAGCGAGCGCCGCCGCGCCCCAGCCCGGUCGGCAAGAUGUCGGUGAAGGAGGGUGCGCAGCGCAAGUGGGCCACGCUGAAGGAGAAGCUGGGGCCGCAGGACUCGGACCCCACGGAGGCCAACCUGGAGAGUGCGGAGCCCGAGCUGUGCAUCCGGCUGCUGCAGAUGCCCUCCGUGGUCAACUACUCGGGCCUGCGCAAGCGUCUGGAGAGCAGCGACGGCGGCUGGAUGGUGCAGUUCCUGGAGCAGAGCGGCCUGGACCUGCUGCUCGAGGCCCUGGCGCGCCUGUCCGGCCGCGGGGUGGCCCGCAUCGCCGACGCCCUGCUGCAGCUCACCUGCAUCAGCUGCGUGCGCGCUGUCAUGAACUCGCAGCAGGGCAUUGAGUACAUCCUGAGCAACCAGGCCUACGUGCACCAGCUCUCCCUGGCUCUGGACACGUCCAACGUGAUGGUCAAGAAGCAGGUGUUCGAGCUGCUGGCCGCCUUGUGCAUCUACUCCCCCGAGGGCCACAUGCUGACCCUGGAUGCCCUGGACCACUACAAGACGGUGUGCAACCAGCAGUACCGCUUCAGUGUCAUCAUGACUGAGCUCUCCGAUAGCGACAACGUGCCCUACGUCGUCACCCUGCUCAGUGUGAUCAACGCCAUCAUCCUGGGCCCCGAGGACCUCCGCACCCGCACCCAGCUGCGCGGGGAGUUCACCGGGUUGCAGCUGCUGGACACCCUGACACGGCUGCGGGACCUGGAGGAUGCCGACCUGCUGAUCCAGCUGGAGGCCUUCGACGAGGCCAAGGCUGAGGAUGAGGAGGAGCUCCUGCGCGUCUGUGGGGGCAUCAACAUGAACAGCCAUCAAGAGGUCUUUGCUUCUGUGUUCCACAAGGUGAGCUGCUCCCCAGCCUCUGCCCAGCUGCUGUCCAUGCUGCAGGGCCUCCUCUACCUGGAGCCCACCCUCCCCUCCAGCCAGCUGCUCUGGGAGGCUCUGGAGAACCUGGUGAACCGAGCUGUGCUCCUGGCCAGUGAUGUCCAGGAAUGCACCCUAGAAGAGAUGGUGGAGCGGCUCCUGUCCGUCAAGGGGCGGCCACGCCCAAGCUCCCUGAACAAGGCCCACAAGAGCGUCCAGGCCGACCUAGGCCAGAGUCAGAAGGGCAGCGUGCCCCGAAACAGUGGUGCCCCGAAGGCGGGUGUGGAGGCCCGCCAGCCUGAGGCCGACCUCACCAGCCUGCACACCGUCGACGUCCAGGGCUCGAGCAGCAUGGUCGCCCCACAGCAGCGGGCGCCCACCCCAGUCCCUCCUGCACCCCCACUCCCCGGCUCCCCUGCAGGGCCUCCUCCCCCGCCCCUACCUCCCCCACUGCCAAGCCUGGGGGCCCUGGCCCCCCCACCCCCUCCACCACUGCCAGGCCUGGGGGCCCCCCCACCCCCUCCACCACCCCCGCUGCCUGUCUCGGGUGGGGUCCUCCCUCCCCCACUCCCGGGCACGGGGUGCCCCCCUCCACCCCCACCGCUGCCGGAUCUGUCUGGCUCCUCUAGGAUGGGUGGUGAGGAGAUCAUUGUGGCCCACGUGAGCCACAGCCUGGACUCUGCCUGGGUCCCAAGCCACCGGCGAGUAAACCCUCCCACUCUGCGCAUGAAGAAGCUCAACUGGCAGAAGCUGCCGUCCAAGGUGGCACAAGAGCACAACUCCAUGUGGGCCUCGCUGAGCAGCCUGAGUGCCGAGGUCGUGGAGCCCGACUUCCCCAGCAUCGAGCGGCUCUUCUGCUUCCCCCAGGCCAAGCCCAAGGAGCACGUGGCCGCCCCAGCCAGGAAGGAGCCCAAGGAGAUCACUUUCCUGGACUCCAAGAAGAGCCUGAACCUCAACAUCUUCCUGAAGCAGUUCAAAUGCUCCAACGAGGACGUCACUGCUAUGAUCCGGGCUGGGGACACCACCAAAUUCGACGUGGAGGUUCUCAAGCAGCUCCUCAAGCUCCUUCCUGAAAAGCACGAGAUCGAAAACCUGCGCUCCUUCACAGAGGAUCGGGCCAAGCUGGCCAACGCCGACCAGUUCUACCUCCUGCUGCUGGGCAUUCCCUGCUAUCAGCUGCGGGUAGAGUGCUUGCUACUGUGUGAGGGCACAGCCGUCGUGUUGGACAUGGUGCAGCCCAAGGCCCGGCUGGUCCUCGCUGCCUGCAACAGCCUGCUCACCAGCCACCGGCUGCCCAUCUUCUGCCAGCUGAUCCUGAAAAUUGGAAACUUCCUUAACUACGGCAGCCACACAGGGGACGCGGAUGGCUUCAAGAUCAGCACGCUGCUGAAGCUCACGGAAACCAAGUCCCAGCAGAGCCGCGUGACCCUGCUGCACCACGUGCUGGAGGAGGUGGAGAAAAGCCACCCAGACCUCCUGCAGCUGCCCCGGGACCUGGAGCAGCCCUCCCAGGCAGCGGGGAUCAACCUUGAGCUCAUCCGUUCCGAGUCCAGCACCAACCUGAAGAAGCUUCUGGAGAUAGAGCGGAAGGUGUCGUCCUCCAUCCCUGAGGUGCAGGAGCAGUACACGCAGCGCAUCCAGGCCAGCAUCGAGGCCUCCCAGGCGCUGGAUGAGGUGCUCCAGGCUGUCGAGCAGAAGAAGCUAGAGUUGGCUAGUUACCUGUGUGAGGAUGCUCAGCAGCUGUCCCUGGAGGACACGUUCAGCACCAUGAAGACCUUCCGGGACCUCUUCAUCCGCGCCUUGAAGGAGAACAAGGACCGGAAGGAGCAGGCCGCGAAGGCCGAGAGGAGGAAGCAGCAGCUGGCGGAGGAGGAGGCGCGGAGGCCGCGGGGGGAGGAUGGGAAGCCUGUCAGGAGGGGAGUCGGGAAGCAGGAGGAAGUGUGUGUCAUCGAUGCCCUGCUGGCCGACAUCAGGAAGGGCUUCCAGCUGCGGAAGACGGCCCGUGGCCGAGGGGAGGCAGAGUGGGGCAGCAAGGCGGCUGCCACGGACCUGCCGAGGGACAAGCUGCCAUGUCUUGUGUCCACAGCGGCCCCCAGAGUCCCCUCCGGAGGCACCAGCUGCCCCACUUCUGAGCCCCGGGGCUGGGACCUCUCAGAUGCCACUGCCCCGGGCCCACAGCCUCCUGCAGACCCGUCAGAGGAGGGUGGGCCUGGGCCCCUGGAGAGGCGUUCUUCUUGGUACACGGACGCCAGCGAUGUCCUGACCACCAAGGACCCCCAGAGCCCCCAGCCUUCUCAGGGCGCCUGGCCCGUGGUGCUGGGAGGUGCUCAGGCCCUGAAGCCUCUCAAGCUCUCCGGUGACAAGCCCACCGGGGCCACAGGGUCGAGCGAAGAUGCUGAAGACCCCACAGCCCCUCAGGGCGUCUGCCUGGCUGAGGCCAACAGCACCGUGGAGGGGCCGCCGGACGCAGCUGCCCGCGGCCGCAGUGCCCACCUCCCCACCACAGGCCCUGGUGUGGCUGGGGACGGGGACCAGGAGGGCCCAGCCCCAGAUUCUGCACUGGACACAUCCUUGGACAAGUCCUUCUCUGAGGACACAGUCACGGACUCUUCAGGGUCCGGCACUCUCCCCAGGGCCCGGGGACACGCCUCAAAGAAGACGGGCAAGCGGAGGAAGAAGCGCCCCUCGAGGAGCCAGGAAGAGGUUGUCCCUGACUCUGACGAUAAUAAAACAAAAAGACUCUGUGUGAUUCAGUAA